AUGAAAUUGGUUGAUGGUAAUUGGAUAUUAAUUGAUUUGGAGUGUGCUGGCAUUGAUGGUGAAAGAGUAAAUUUUGAUCCAUUAGCAAAUUGGGCACCUGAGACAAUUGAAACACGUAUAUAUACAAAAAAUGCAGAUAUUUACAUGAUAGGAAAGCUACUUAGUAAGCUUUUAUGUCCAUUAUCUGAAGAAGCUCAUGAUUUUGAGAUAUUUACUACAACAAUGAACCCUGAUUUGCGUCCUACAGCUAAAGAAACUCUUCAACGUAUCUGGUUUUCAUAA
Messenger RNA from Entrophospora sp. SA101, 282 nucleotides. The record is from the annotation of a GenBank genome assembly. NCBI's taxonomy places the organism in Eukaryota, Fungi, Glomeromycota, Glomeromycetes, Entrophosporales, Entrophosporaceae.